AUGGCGGCGGCCGGGGAGGCGGCGGAGGUGCCGGCGCGCAGCCCGGGGGCCCCGGCGGGGACGGCGGCCCGAGCCCGGCACCCGCCCCCGGCGCGGCCCGCGCGGCUGCCCCCGCUGCUCGUGCUGCUGGCGGCGGCGGCGGGGCCGGGCGCGGGCGGGGCGGCGCGGCUGUACCGCGCGGGCGAGGACGCCGUGUGGGUGCUGGACAGCGGCAGCGUGCGCGGGGCCACGGCCAACAGCUCGGCCGCGUGGCUCGUGCAGUUCUAUUCCUCGUGGUGCGGCCACUGCAUCGGCUACGCGCCCACCUGGCGGGCCCUGGCCGGGGAUGUGCGAGACUGGGCUGCUGCCGUCCGAGUCGCCGCCCUGGACUGUGCGGAGGAAAAGAACCACGAGGUGUGCCGAGCCUACGACAUCCACUUCUACCCCACCUUCCGGUAUUUUAAAGCAUUUACAAAGGACUUUACAACUGGAGAAAAUUUUAAAGGGCCCGACCGAGAGCUGCAAACGGUGAGACGAACGAUGAUCGAUUUCCUGCAGAACCACACUGACAGAAACAGGCCUCCUGCCUGCCCAUCUUUGGACCCUAUUCGGCCCAGUGACGUUCUUUCCCUCCUUGACAACCGUGAUGGCCGUUACGUGGCGGUUUUAUUUGAAGGCAACAGCUCCUACGUUGGACGUGAGGUGAUUUUGGACCUGAUUCCAUAUGAGAACGUCGUGGUGAAGAGAGCACUGAGUGUGGAGAAAGCCUUUCUGGAGAAACUUGGUGUUACCUCUGUUCCUUCAUGUUACUUGAUUUACCCAAAUGGGUCACACGGAUUAAUUAACAUUGGGAAGCCUCUCCGAUCGUUCUUUUCCUCUUACUUGAAGUCGUUGCCGGAUGUGAGGAAAAAAUCACUUGCAUUGCCUGAAAAACCACACGAAGACAGUUCUGCAGUUGUGGUUUGGAGAGAAUUUGACAGGUCGAAACUGUACACGGCAGACCUCGAGUCGGGGCUGCACUACCUCCUGCGAGUGGAGCUGGCUGCCCACAAGUCCCUGGCCGGGGCCGAGCUGAAAACCCUCAAGGACUUUGUGACUGUCGCUGCCAAGCUGUUCCCCGGCCGGCCGCCAGUGAGGAAGCUGUUGGAGACGCUGCAGGAGUGGCUGGCCAACCUCCCCCUGGACAGGAUCCCCUACAAUGCCGUCGUCGACCUGGUCAACAACAAAAUGCGGAUUUCUGGACUGUUCCUUCCUAGUCACAUAAAGUGGGUUGGAUGUCAGGGGAGCCGACCAGAGUUGAGGGGUUACACGUGUUCGCUCUGGAAGUUGUUCCAUACUCUGACUGUGGAGGCUGGGGCCCACCCAGAGGCGCUGGACGACACAGGUUUUGAAGACGACCCCCAGGCAGUGCUGCAGACCAUCAGGAGGUACAUUCACACCUUCUUUGGCUGUAAGGAAUGUGGUGAGCAUUUUGAGGAAAUGGCUAAAGAAUCCAUGGAUUCUGUGAAAACCCCAGACCAAGCAAUUCUCUGGCUGUGGAAGAAACAUAACCUGGUAAACAACCGCCUGGCAGGCCAUCUGAGUGAGGACCCCCAGUUUCCAAAGGUUCCUUGGCCCACUCCGGACCUCUGUCCACCCUGCCACGAGGAAAUUAAGGGCCUGGACAGCUGGAACGAAGGUCAGGUGCUCCUGUUCUUGAAGCGGCACUACGGCAGCGACAACCUCGUAGACACGUAUUCCGCGGACCUGGGAGAUGCUAGCGAAGGAGGUCCCCCGGCCGAGGGCCAGGAUGGGGAGAGGGGCCACCCUUCCUCAGAGAAGCCGCAUGGAGACCAGGCCAAGAGUCUCCAUCCGCCCAGCGCGCUGCCUCCCCGACCUCGCCGGUCAGAGGGGUUGCACCAAGGACUGGACCUGAAACUCGAGAGUCUGAACGGGGCCGCGGGCCGCAGGGAGGCGGGGGCAGCCAUGCCCUUUCUCGGGCUGGGCUUCUCCAGCCUGGACAUGAGCCUCUGCGUCGUGCUCUAUGUGGCCUCCUCCCUGUUUCUCAUGGUGAUGUACUUUUUCUUCCGAGUGCGGUCCAAGCGGUGGAAAGUCAGGCAUCAUCACCCGUCCGUGUAGAACUUAGCAAGACCGUGGAAGCGCCUCUGGGAAAACAGCCCCCCAGGCCGCCUGCAGCUUUACUGUUCAACAUCAGGGAUUUUAUAAACACCUUGGGCCUGGUUUCACAUCAGAUGGCACCUUCGGCGAGUCCUCGUUUUACAGACGCUCUCCCUGCAAGGGGCAGGCCGGCGUGUGUGGUGGGACUGCUCAUUGCUGGCAUACGCAGUGGGCGCCUUUUACAGAUCCUAUGGCAGAAAGAAUUCUAUAUUUUCAUUCUUUUAGGUCUAGCAGUGGGGUGGGCAGUCCGGGCCAGUGAACAGAACUUCCCAGCCACUUGCAUCUGGAGUUUACUGGACCACGUGUCUUGUUCCACUAGGCCUUGUUUUGGGAUUCGGAGAAAAACCAAGCCCUUCCCUCCAGGAGGCUGCUGGGCGAUUGAAUGUAGCCGCAGACCCGGAGCA
Molecule: messenger RNA, 2540 nt
Organism: Diceros bicornis minor
Lineage: Eukaryota; Metazoa; Chordata; Mammalia; Perissodactyla; Rhinocerotidae
Gene: QSOX2
Product: quiescin sulfhydryl oxidase 2
Exons: 12
Coding region: 1-2097 (698 amino acids)
Biological process (GO): protein folding
Cellular component (GO): Golgi membrane
Molecular function (GO): flavin-dependent sulfhydryl oxidase activity; protein disulfide isomerase activity
Source: RefSeq, a predicted model, not a curated record